This is a messenger RNA of Trichobilharzia szidati, 2084 nucleotides long. NCBI's taxonomy places the organism in Eukaryota, Metazoa, Platyhelminthes, Trematoda, Strigeidida, Schistosomatidae. The record is from the annotation of a GenBank genome assembly.
UAAUUGUUACGUGAACUUUUUAAAUUUCAAGACUUUGGUCUUCCAUUGUUAUCACUUUUUAACGACUAGUUUGCUAGUUGAUUCUACUGAUCAAUUCUCAAUCAAAGUGACUUAUUUUCCAUUUAUUUGCUCAUUUUGCCACAAUCGGCGUGUUCAAAAUUUUUUCGUGUUAAAACUAAAGUAGCAAGAGUUUUAAAUAUUUUAAAAUCAGCCUUAUGAUAGUGGAUAAAAAACCAAGAGACAGACCAACAAAGGAUGUUUCUUUCAAAAAGACUAUCGUUUUGUCGCGUAGAUGUUUUUCAAAAGUGAAAGUUGCUACACUAUUUGUAGUUGUGACAAGAUUCAGAUAAUGAAGGAAAGUGGGCACAUGUGACCGGUGUUAAUUCUUGCAAUAUAUAUCUUCGCAAAGAUCUCAUUUCUCUUUGAAAGCGCUCACUGAUGGAGUUGAAGCUGUUUGAUCGGAUAAGGAGUUCCAGCCGCUGAUCACUAUGUGAGAAUCUAAAUUUCACACAUUUUAUUCGUCCGCUGUUUGAGCACCCUCUCUGUGGUGACGUGCAGAGAAGAAGUUAGAAAGCUCAUAACGCAUUGUUCAAGCUUACUAUUCGCUUAUCUCAAAGACCUUAGAAUUAACUAUGGAGACUGAAGGAGUCGGCACUGCUGAGUCAGAUGAUUCUGUUGAGAAAUGGUGGCAAAGUUUCUUAAAACAAAAACUUGCUGAUGAUGAAUUAGAUGCAGAACUUCGAUCUGCAUGGGAGAAUUGUGUUCAAAGACGGGCUAAAUUUGCUGAAGAAGUUAAACGAAUCUUGAAAUUAUACCAACCGAUUGAAAAGGUGCUUAGCAAUACAUUGGAAGCUGAUCGUGGACAGAGAGGUCAAAAUCUUUACAGAGAAUGGGGUCAAAUACGUCGGAAAGAAUGUCUACUGGCCUAUUACGAUAAUGAUACAUUUCGGGCUACAUAUACACGGCAAAGAUUUGUAAACAGUGCUACUAGUUUCUUACAAGCUUUAGUUUAUCGAAUUAUCCCCGAGAAUCCCGAUGUAGAAACCUAUCUACGACAUCAUGUUAGUCGUAUCAUCAGUAUAGGCGUUGGACCUGGACCAGAUAUAGCUGCAUAUUUAGCCUAUGCACGUUGUCGUGGUUUUACUCAACGUCUUGUCUAUUAUGCUAUGGAUCAAUGUGCUGGUUGGGCUAGUUAUCUAGCAGCAUUUGAUCGUCAAUGGUCAACAGAAUAUCAAGUAUCUGUUUGGUUCAAGUGUUUUCGUUUCGGUAAACGUGAAGAUGUACAAACUCUGCCUGACGCGGAUAUGGUCGUGUUCAGUUUUGCGAAUACAGCUCUAAUGGCUAGUUCUGUUUGGCCAUUACUGCAACAACGUUAUCGUUUAAUUGUAGUGUUAGAUGGCAUUAAAGAGGCUGUUAUUGAUAGUUUUCUCGACUCUGGAUUUAAAGACUUCACAUUGACUGAAAGAACAAAUGUCUACUAUCAUUUCAGUGGAUUACCAGAUGAUGAAUAAAUAGCCUGACUGCACCCUCGGCCCCGCCCCCCUCUACUACACUACACUACACUACACUACACCACGCUACACUUGAUUGCAUUUUGCUACGAAAAUUUUUUUUAUAAAGCAUUCAUGUACAUACAUAUAUAUAUGUACAUGUAUAUGUGUAUAUUUUGUCAUACUACUUACUUAUAUGAAUGGAAAACAAAACAAAGCACCAUCCCUUUUUGCUAUUCACCAUUGUCUUUUUUUGUUCUGUUUUCAAAUCGUUGUGUUUACUCCUUGUUUCAUCUUUUGUUUUCUCUUUUACACACACAAGAAUAUCACUUUUCUUGCAGAUUUAUCAAAACAGAAGACACCAGUUGCUGCUGUGUGUGCAGUGCAUAAAACUUCUUAUUUAUCUCAUGUUUAUUAUUAAAUAAGUUCAAAAUGAAUUUUGUUAAGACAGUAAAACAAAACAACUUUAAAUUGUUGAAUAAUAUUUACUUUUUAUGAUUAUGAUGAAAUUGUCUUUCUUCAUCAUGAAAUGUGCAUUCCAUUGUGUGUGUGUGUGUGCGUGUGUAAUUCAAAUUCAUCUCUAAAAUUUUCAAG